ACAAAUAAAUAAAUAAUUUUAUUCAUAGAGAAAAACAUUUGAGUCUGAAAAAAUAAAAAAAUAAUUUUAUUUAUAAAUCAUUUUUUUUCGUUUCAAGAUGAUGCUAAUUAGAAGACGUUGUACGAGUUUAUUGCUUAUUUUUCUUGCAAUUGUCGUUGAUCAACUUCAGAUACCUUUGGUAACAUGUCAAGAAGAAGAGGACACGCAGUGCUUGCCGCGGAAAACGUUUCUGGCGUUCCUUCGACUACCGGAAGUUAGCUCGAACUUGGCAGCAUAUUCUCGAUCCGCGCGCAUAAUACAGGAUGGGAGAAACGACUUUAUGUAUUUGAAAGCUCUGAGCACAGAGGACAUGAGCGACGACACUAAAAUAUGUUUGCCAGCGGAAGUUUACUUUGAAAUAUUCAGUGAUCCGACAAUGCGUGCUCACUUGAGUGUAAUCGAGCGGGCACAGAGAAUGGUCGAGGACCUGGAACACGAUUAUACUAGUUUUGAAGCUGAGAAGAGGAGUAUUGCAACUCUCGCCAAGAAUGACGACUUGCCCGCUUCUAUUCAGGAACGUUAUCAAGGCGACGAUCUCGAUGAUGAUGAAAAACGGAGUCAGUCUAGUAUGACUGCAGAAGAAAUAUUAAAAAUGUACGCCGGACACACACCUGAAGAAUUGGGAAAAAGCGCAGAAUCGAUAAUAACCGCCUACACCCUCCCGAGUGGAGAAAUAGACAUCGAAUCGCUAUCACGUGAUUUCCACAACGCAAAACGUAACGUCGGAGCUCUGGCUCGUGACUAUGCAUUGCCGUCAGGGCGAAGGAACAGAGCAUCCUCAGAUUCAGACUCCCAGGAGUCAUCUUCAAACAGCAACAAACGUAACAUCGCGAUGCUCGCACGGGACAGAUUGCUCCCGAAGGGCAACAAGCGGAAUAUCGGUUCACUGGGACGCGUGUACAUAGUACCUUCUUAUCAAGGGAAAAGGAACAUCGGGGCCCUCGCUCGCGACUCAAUGCUGCCUAUGGGGAAACGGUAUCUCGGCGCACUCGUUAAAUCAGGCGGCUACCCUUACAUCUACAACAAGAGAAAUAUUGCUUCGUUAGCUAAAAACGGGCUGUAUAAUUACGUUAAACGCAACAUUGGAACCUUGGCCCGCGACUGGAACUUACCGCAGUCGCGGCACAGCCGUUCUUUGAACGAGAAGGAGUUGGGCGCAGCGCGGAUCGAUUUAGAUAAUUUGCAACGGAUCGACUCGGCAAAACACCCAGAGGAUCAUCAUCAUAAUCAUGAGCUUGAUUUUAAUAAAUUGAGAAAGGGGUCGAAGGUUAACAAAAAUAAGAGUAUUUUGGAGAGCGAACUGGUUGACGCUAAAAAUAAGUCACGCAACAAAAGACAAAUUGAUUAUUCUGAAGAGUAUCCGCUGCCUGUAAUGCAAAACACUAAUGUGUUAGAUUAUGACGAUUUUAUGGAGGCACUUAUCGCUGGGUAUCCGAUUGCUGAAAAAAGAUUUAUGGGAGCAGGUUCUGAGUCUUCCGAGCGGCACGAAAACGGGGAUGACAAUGACGACGGGACAAACGAUGAUAAAUCAAUAAACCAGUCGCUGAUGGGUUAUCAGGACGUGUAUCAACCAAGUAAGAGACAUAUCGGCGCUCUGGCACGUCUCGGGUGGCUACCAUCCUUCAGGGCAGCACGAUUUUCGCGCUCUCCGCGAUAUCUGGUCGGCAGGCAGGAUUCCUCAGAUGGGCCCUCGACCAACAACUCCCCCAACUCGCCGACUCGGUCGUUAGACACGUGGAAAAGACUGAGAACCCGCGACAUGCACUAUCAAAACUACCAGGGUUAUUGUCGACAUGGCUUCAGAAAAUACCUAUCAUCACCCUCCACCGAUGAUAUUAUUUAUCGCGCUUCUUUAAAUGAUAAAUAAAUCUAAAUUUUAUUGCAUUUUUAAUAAGUUUUUUUAAUUGCUCAAUUUUUGUUUUCAAUUGCUCAAUGUAAUACUUUCAUUAGGUUUUCUAACACUUGCUAUUUAAAUUUUCUAUAUAAUAUUUUGCUGUAGAUAAAAAUAGCCAUUGAUUUAUUUAUAAAGCGUUGGUGUUAAAAAUCGGGAAUUUACUCAUUCAUAAAUAAAACUAAUAACUAAAAUGUAAUUAAUAGUGUCAUAUAUAUGAAACUUAUAGUCACAAAUAAUUUUAUUUUACUAUUAAAUGAAUAUAUAAUAUAUAAAUAUAAAAAUUCAAUUGCACUGAGCGGGUUCUCUGAUAUGAUGAUAGAUUAAAGAGUAUGUGAAAUCAUUGGAAAAAUUUUUACAUGUACGUGGUUAAUGGUAUAAUUAUAUUUAAACAUUAUCAAAAAUUUUCAAUAAAAAAUUAUUUCGAUUUUCAUUAUACUAUACUAUGAUUAAUGAUAAUUAUUAAAAUUAUAAAGAAAUAGUGGAUUAGUAGAAAAGAAGCUAUUUUAUAGUAACAGGUCAUAAACUUACGGAAAAUUAUUUAUAGUGAACAUAUGUUCUAAAUCAGAGUAUUCCGUGAAAAAUAUGUUUAAAAAAGGUGAACAUAUUGAAAAAAAUAUUUCACUAUUUUUAGAAAAUGAUCAAAUGAAUAAUCAUUUUAUUUUAAUUACUCAAAGCGGAAAAUUUUGAAACAGCGAUACUUGGAAAGAUUUUUUUAUGCUAAAGAUCUGAGGCUUUAUCCUUGAAUCAUGUACCGCGACUAUUUCUGUGAAUUUGAAUUCUUUAUGGAAAUUCAUAAAAAUCUGUUGAAUAAAUUUCGAAAUCAAUAAUUCAGAGAAACAUUAACGGGAAAAAAAUUUAGAUUGAAAUUCAAUAAAUUUUUAUUUUAAAAUAUUUUUAUCAGAAAGUUUAUGACCAGUUGACUUUUUAAUACUAUAAUAUUGUCCUAACAUCUUACAAUUGUAACUGUAACUAUCAAUUUAUAUAUCAUUAAUGACAUAUCUUUAUUAUUAUUAUUAUUAUUAUUAUUAUUGUAAUAAAAAGUCGCAUAUGAAUUUUCCUUGUCAAUUUAAAUAAUUCGAGUGGAAAAUUUGAAAAUAUGCGAAUGCUUUAAGUUUGAUAAAAAUCAAAGAUCUGUUUAGAUAAACCGAGAAUUUUAAUAAACUCGAUGAAUUUAUCGCCUAACAAUAAAAUAUAAAAACUAAUAUUUAAGGAGAAUAUAAAUGUCAAUUUUUUUCGGCUACUGUAGAUUUUUUCAAAUAAGUAGUUUAGAAUAAACUCUGCUUAUUUGAUAUACUUAGACUUGCUAAUUGUUUUUAUGUGGAAAAAAAACUCGUGGAAGAAAAUAAAUGAACGGAUAAGUUGAUGUGCAAAUAUUGUAUAGAUUAUAUUAUUACGUGUAAUAUUGUAACAUUACAACUACAAUUCUUGGUGGCUGAAUUGUCGUUGUAAUUGAUAAUGUUUGGAAUUUUUCGUAUAAUAUUUUUUUGGUAUCAUUGCUGUGAAUGACAUAUAAAAUGAAACAAGAGAACAAGAAAAUAUAAAA
This is a messenger RNA of Cotesia glomerata, 3476 nucleotides long. It is a transcript of the gene Nplp1, whose product is annotated as neuropeptide-like 1. Bases 98 to 1906 code for a protein of 602 amino acids. The record is from RefSeq and is a predicted model, not a curated record. The transcript has 5 exons. NCBI's taxonomy places the organism in Eukaryota, Metazoa, Arthropoda, Insecta, Hymenoptera, Braconidae.